AGAAAUGAUUCACUGAAUUAAAAAUGUGUAAAUACCAGUCGACAAAGGAGCUGAAAUUGAAUAAAUCUAAAGAAAAUUUUCUAUUUAGAAAUCGUUUCCUUAAGGAAUUGUAGAAUACUUUAAACGAAAUCGUCGAAAUGUCCAUAUGGACAAAUCUCCAGUGAAAUUUUCAGAGUUGCCAAACGCAACUUUAUUCGCCGAAUUACCCUUUAAAGCCCUCAGUUUGAUGUAACUAGGCGAAACGGUGAAAGCAAAAACUAGAGAAACAAUAAAUUUAAUUUAUGUUGUCAUUCCAAUCAGUUUAUCAAAUUCAGUAAAUAGUGUAAAGUUCAGUAUAAAUAGAAAGAAUCAAAUAACAUUGUAAAUAUUUUAAAAUGAAAUUUGAGUGAAAAGAAAAACAAAUUUCAAAAUUCCUCGCAAAAAUAUAAAUAAAUAAAAUCUGUAAAAUAACAAAAAUGGCAAAUCUAAGUAAAUUGACUCAGCGUAAUGAAUUCAUAUGCGCUAGUGGUGUUGCAGCAGCUGCAAUUCUUCUUUUAAUUUCAAAAUAUUCACGAGAUACAAGAAGAAAAAAUCUUCGCCCAGAAGACAAGAUAGAAUAUUUCAUCAGCGAAAAAAAAGAUUCAAAGCGGGUCAAAGCUCACGUUAAUUCAGUUUUCUUCAAACAAUUAAAAUUUUUACUUGGCAUAAUAAUUCCCAAAAAAUGGAGCACAGAAACGGCUCUUUUAAUUGGAAUUGCUGGUUCACUGAUUCUACGUUCUGUGUCGGAUAUUUGGAUGAUUCAAAAUGCAACUGUUAUCGAAAGUUCAAUCAUCACAAUGAAUCGUCCAAAAUUCAGAACUUCGCUUGUGAAAUUUUUAGCUGCUAUGCCGGCCAUAGCAGUCGUGAACAAUGUGCUCAAAUGGAGUAUUGGUGAACUGAAAAUAAGAUUCCGAACAAACCUCUCCAAGUAUUUGUUUGAACAAUAUCUAAAAGGUUACACUUAUUACAAAAUGACGAACUUAGAUAAUCGUAUAGCAAACGCCGAUCAAUUGUUAACAACUGACAUUGAUAAAUUCUGUGAAAGUGUCACCGAUCUUUAUUCAAAUACUUGCAAACCCCUUCUCGAUGUUUUCAUUUACAUUUAUCGCACAACAUCAACAAUUGGAGCAAAGACACCAUUAAUCAUUAUGAUGUAUCUUUUGUUUUCGGGUGUCAUUCUCACACAUUUACGUCGACCCACUGGAAAUCUAACAAUUCAAGAGCAGAAGCUUGAAGGAGAAUAUCGCUACGUCAAUAGUCGUCUUAUUACCAAUUCGGAGGAAGUUGCAUUCUAUCAAGGAAAUGUGAGAGAAAAGUUGACCAUUCUCGCCAGUUUCAACAAACUGACAGCGCACUUAAGGAAAUUCUUGGAGUUUAGAGUUGGAAUGGGUGUCGUCGAUAAUUUGGUGGCUAAAUAUAUUGCAACCGGUGUUGGUUUUUAUGCUGUUUCUCUUCCAUUCUUUGAUAAAAAUAACACAUUAUUGCAAGAAAAUCAUGAUGGUGAACGUCUUAGACAUUACUACACGUUUGGUCGUAUGUUGGUGAAACUUGCUGAAGCUAUUGGACGUUUAGUUCUCGCAGGUCGUGAAAUGUCACGUUUAGCCGGCUUUACAACACGAAUGGAUGAACUGAUAAGAGUAUUGAAGGAUUUAAAUUCAGGAAAAUAUGAGCGAACAAUGGUCAGUAACUCGGCAAGUGCAGACGCUGAAAUUGCUGUUGGUAAAGGAUUAAUUUCCUUCCAAGACAACAUCAUUCGGUUCGAGAAAGUUCCACUUGUUACACCAAACGGCGACCUUCUUGUCAAAGAACUUUCAUUUGAAGUUCGAAGUGGAACAAACGUUCUCGUUUGUGGACCAAACGGAUGCGGUAAAUCCAGUCUCUUCCGUAUUCUUGGAGAACUUUGGCCGUCAUGGGGUGGAAAGAUUGUGAAACCACCACGAGGAAAGCUUUUCUACAUUCCACAAAGACCAUACAUGACUCUUGGCAGCCUUCGCGAUCAAAUCAUUUAUCCUCAUACACAUGAAGAGAUGAAACGUCGAGGAAAAACUGAUCAAGAUUUAUUCAACUUCUUGGACAUUGUGCAAUUGCGACCAUUGAUUCAACUUCGUGAAAAGGGUCUCGAUUCUAUCGAAGAUUGGAUUGAUGUUUUAAGUGGAGGUGAAAAGCAGAGAGUUGCCAUGGCGCGUCUCUUUUAUCACCACCCACAAUUUGCCAUUCUCGAUGAAUGCACAAGUGCAGUUUCUGUCGAUGUUGAGGGAAGCAUGUACGAGUAUUGCCGUAAAGUUGGAAUCACGCUCUUCACUGUGUCACAUAGAAAAUCUCUGUGGACACAUCACGAAUUCUUCUUGCGUUUUGAUGGUCGUGGUGGAUACGAGUUUGGAAAGAUUGACGGGUCCAAUGAAGAAUUUGGUUCAUAAGCAAACAUUCCAUACAAAACAACUAACAAAUGGACUUCUGUAACUUAAACGUAAAAUUCUGUAAACUUGUUGUGGGAGUAUGAACUAUUUUAAUCGUUUUAGGGAAGAAAUUAUUGCUCAGUUCUAAUCCAACUUUUUGUUUCUAAAGCAUUUUAAAAAUUUCAACUUUCUUCGUAAAGUUUAAGUUCAAUAGCAAAGUGUAAAAUUUUCUAUCAACAAAGACAUUAUUAACAGAAGAAGAUUUUGUAUAUUUUUGAUUGAUGUGAUUCUUUUUUGAAGCAAUAAAAUAUUUUUAAUUUAAAGAUUGAUUUGACGUUUUGAAA
Molecule: messenger RNA, 2758 nt
Organism: Clunio marinus
Lineage: Eukaryota; Metazoa; Arthropoda; Insecta; Diptera; Chironomidae
Source: the annotation of a GenBank genome assembly